AUGAAAGUAUCUUCUAUCCCUAGCCACUACCAAGAAGCAACAAUGACAGCAACGGACAAAAAACGGGAUACAGGUUUUGUUGACUUCCUGAAUCUCUAUGUCAAAAAUCUCGAUCCAACUGUAGACAAUAGUGAUCUAUUUAAUCUGUUUCGCAAAUUUGGCCGUAUUGUCUCAGCCAGAGUAAUGACAAAUCCUCAGAAUGGACAAUCAAAAGGUUACGGAUUCGUUAGUUUUGGGAAGCACGAAGAAGCUGCCGCAGCAUUAGAGGAAAUGAAUGGGUAUCAAUUCCGUACGAAACCGAUCAUUGUAGCCUACCAUGAACCUAAGAAGCCUCGUCAAGAAAAGUCAUCGUCCACUGCGACGUCCUCUUUCCAUUCCCCUCCUCCACCUAAUUCUUCACUUAAUGUUGUGGGACCGUUGAAUGGGCUAGGCAUCGACCAUGUUGACCAAUUAUCAAUGAAUAUAAAAGUAGAGGAAUUAUCGGUAGGGACUUCUAAAGCAAUGCGUGUGAAGCAACACAAACAACGAGAAUAUCCGAUAUAUUGCCAAGAUUAUACUAAUGCUGUCAACGGUUUUCCUGGUACAAAAAAACCUUCAUUGCGCCGUAGAAGAUCCUUGGAGUCCAUUAAUUCAACUAUGACAGAAUCCACGGCUCAAAUUCAACGUCAUCGCAUGACAGAAGCAGUCAAACGAUGCUGUAUGGAAAUACCGGCACUAACGAUGAUUGUAACGAACCAGCAAGAACAACAAAUCAAUGAUAUUGUUGACAUGCUACUGACAUUGAGAAAGAAAGAACGAUCUAUUUGUCUGUUCAAUCGUGAAUUUCUAAAAGAAAAAGUUCAGGCUGCCGUCGAAGCGUUAGAGAUUUGUGAAGAUGAAGCUGAGGAUGAAGAAGAAAUAUUGCUAGUAGACUUAAAGGAGGCUACUAAUACGACUGGUUUUAAUACCACUAUUAAUUCUAUUCCAACUGCCACUAACGACGAUGUUAUUAUACCUCCACGACAAUCAAAAGCUAUACCCAUUGUCGCGCCAAAUCAUUUGGAUGCGACCAAGCAAGAAGAAAUUAGAGCCUUAUUAAAUUCUCUGGAAGGAAAACCAAUACAUGAAAAGAAACAGCAACUCGGCGAUCAAUUGUUUCCUUUGGUUAAGGUAUAUCGUAUUCAUCGUUUAUCUUCCCUUCUGUUAGACUUUUUUUCUUCACUGCUUACUCGUUUAAUUUUAAUUCAAGGCUACUGGAGUUAG
Molecule: messenger RNA, 1242 nt
Organism: Mycotypha africana
Lineage: Eukaryota; Fungi; Mucoromycota; Mucoromycetes; Mucorales; Mycotyphaceae
Exons: 4
Coding region: 1-1242 (413 amino acids)
Biological process (GO): positive regulation of mRNA splicing, via spliceosome
Cellular component (GO): nucleolus; U12-type spliceosomal complex
Molecular function (GO): RNA binding
Source: RefSeq, a predicted model, not a curated record